Mangifera indica (mango) is the source of this 537-nucleotide messenger RNA. Its product is annotated as ankyrin repeat-containing protein BDA1-like. The record is from RefSeq and is a predicted model, not a curated record. The coding region runs from base 1 to 537 and encodes 178 amino acids. Lineage: Eukaryota; Viridiplantae; Streptophyta; Magnoliopsida; Sapindales; Anacardiaceae. The transcript has 2 exons.
AUGGAGGUUGAGAGGUUGCAGAUGCUACAAAAUUUUGCUGCAGAAGGAAACGUGGAUGCUUUAUUUUCAGUACUUGAAGAGGAUCCCUAUGUUUUGGAGCGUAUUGAACAAAUACCAUUUGUGACUACUCCCUUACACACAGCUGCAAGUGAGGGAAAUAUCUAUUUCGCCAAGGAAAUACUAAACUUAAAGCCUUCAUUUGCUGGGAAGCGAGACCUCUUGGGCCAUGACAGUGAGCUUGUCCGUGUUAAAGCAAAGGGGAUGAUUACUCCUUUGCACUAUGUAGCUCAAAUAGACGACGAAUCCAAUUUGGCUGAUUUUUUGUAUGUUUGUCCAUCAUCAAUCGAAGAUUUGACUGUUAAAGGUGAAAUAGUUGUCUAUGUUGCCCUCACAAAAGGGAGUCUCAAGGCCUUUAAAGUCUUGUUAGGAUUUCUUCGAUGCUUCGACAAAGAAGGGAUUCUAAACUGGGAGGACGAAGAAGAAAACAAUGCAUUGCAUACUACAGUAUCUGCAAAUCAACCUGAGAUAUAUAUAUAA